Molecule: messenger RNA, 7131 nt
Organism: Poeciliopsis prolifica (blackstripe livebearer)
Lineage: Eukaryota; Metazoa; Chordata; Actinopteri; Cyprinodontiformes; Poeciliidae
Gene: adgrg6
Product: adhesion G protein-coupled receptor G6
Exons: 34
Coding region: 137-4219 (1360 amino acids)
Biological process (GO): myelination in peripheral nervous system; heart trabecula formation; cell surface receptor signaling pathway
Cellular component (GO): membrane
Molecular function (GO): laminin binding; G protein-coupled receptor activity
Source: RefSeq, a predicted model, not a curated record
GCGCCUCGCUCUGCGGAGACGCGUUUGGGAUCUUGCUGGUUUGGAGUCUUUGUGAAUUUCUUUUUCCUUUUUCCUGAAAGUUUGCGGACAGACAGAAUGAUCCUGCGGGGGGAUCAGCCGCCGCUGCACUGACAACAUGGGGUUUUUGCCUCGGCGGGGAGGCGGAAGGUGGAGGAUCCGACACGUCGUCCUGUUUGUUUUGCUGUGGAUGUUUCUGCACUGGACCGCUCCAGUUCUGGGCUGCAGCUCCAUAAACUGUAACAUGGUGCUGACUGAGGCCCAGGGCGAGUUCACGUCACCCUGCUACCCUGGGAACUACCCCAACUCUCAGACCUGUAAGUGGACCAUGCAAGCGCCGACCGGCUUCAUCAUCCAACUCUCCUUCUUGGACUUUGAAUUGGAAGAGGCACGGAACUGCAUGUAUGACCGAGUCGUGGUGAAAACCGGUAGCUCUGAAUUACCGUUUUGUGGUCUGACGGCCGGUGGUUUGACACUAAACUCGACGAGGAACGUGAUGGAGGUUUCUUUCAUCUCUGACUUCACCAUACAGAAGAAGGGCUUCAUGGUUAGCUUCCAACACGUCGCCGUGGCUUUGAGGAACCAAAAGGUGAAAAUCCCAAACGGUAACGGACAAAUCGCUGAAGUCAUCAACUCCGUUUCCAUACCGGCGCUCAAUGAAUUGACCAUUUGCUUUGAGGUGGAAAGAACAGGCUCCGGUCAGAAAGAGUGGCUCUUCACCUACUUCGACAUCAACAACAAUGUGGCGUUGAGCUUUGGCAACAAUCAGACGGGCAUGGAGAUGGUUAUUGACGGCGUGGUCUGCCCGGUGGAGUCAAUCAUCCCUGCUGCUGAGUUCACCUCUUCCAUGAAGUUCUUCUGUGUCCUCUGGAUGUCCUCAAACAGCCGUGUGGCUGUUUACUUCAACAGGCGCUACUAUGGGAAAACCUGCUCGCCAUCUAGUGGCCACUCUGUGCCAGCGGGAGGAGUCUUCAAAUUGGGAGGCUUAGGGCAGCAGAGUUUCAAAGGGAAUAUUUACAACCUGCGCCUGUGGAAUCGUGCCAUGACGGUCCAGGAGCUCAGCAGCUUGACCUGCGACAUGGUGGGAAACACCAUCGACUGGGACAACAGCCAGUGGAGCAUCUCGUCCUCUCUUGCUCAGACUGACAACACACUUAGCUGCAUCUGCUACCCUCAUUGCAUUCAUUUAACUGCUGCUGCGCCCACUAGUGGUUCCAACCCGGCUACAGGCUGCGACUCGGGCGCACUGGGCUGUUCAGCUGCUUCCUCUCCCACCACCUCAUCCACUGACUCCACUAACACCAGCCAUGAUACUAACGCCAUCUUCCACGCCUUCCCUCCUCCCAUCUCCACCCCUAGCAUGCCUCUAACCCCAACCAUCAGCACCAGCAGCUUUAGCACCAGCAGCUUUAGCACCAGCAGCUCUUCCAGCUCCUCCUCAUCCUCUGCUUCUGUCUCCAUCACCACCACCGCUACUUCACCUUCAUCCACCACUGCUCCCAUUGCUUCAGCCAGCAGCACACCUGCUGAACAGACAACCAGCAUCACUGCAGCCGUUUCACCUGCUAGCACUAACCAUGCAGAAACUAACCGCACAGCGCUUGUUCCUUCCUUCGUUUCUUCACCUGAACCUCUUCCAGGAACGACUCUCCAGCUGCCGUUUCUAACCACCAACCAACAAUCGACUAACGAAGCCGAUGUUUCUCCUCUGGACGGUUUGUUCUACCGGGUUUCCUUCGCGGUGGAGACUGAGCUCAACCUGCAGGCGGUGCAGCGAGCCGCCGCUCUCUGGAUUAAUCAAACUUUUCAGAACUGGACACAUUCUUUGGAUCAUAUCAGAGUUGAGCCGAACGCAGCCUUGAACAGUUACACCUGCCAGGUGCUGCUGAUGAUCAGCAACGAGAGUCUGGGUGAAGCCGACGUGUUGGCCCAGCUGAUCGCCGACCCGGCCGGUACCGGCCGGCUGGGCCAGGCUGACAACAUCAUCGUUCACCAGAUCGAGAAUUGCCCCGAGGACAACAACCUUCACUACCUGUGGCCCGAGACCAAACCCAGACUCACUCACUUCCUGCCCUGCUUCCCCAACAAGGACCAGAGCGCCUCCAGAACCUGUUUGAUAAACCCAGAAACCUUCCAGUCUCUCUGGUCGACUGCAAACCUCACCAACUGCUCCGUCACUGCAGAAAAUGCGGCUGGCGUUGCAGAGCAGCUGGCAAACUUCACCAAGAACACUCUGUCCAAGGAGGAGGUCUCUCAGGUUGUGACGAAGGUCCAGGAACUGGUCAGCGUUGCCAAGAUCGACACGGCGGUGGCCGGAUCGGUCAUCCACAUUAUCUCUAACGUCAUGGUCAGCUCGGACAAAGCCUCCAACAUAGCUCUGAAAGCCGUGGAUGAACUGGCUCAGAAGGUGGAGUUUGAAGGGGAAUCUGUGCUCAUCAACUCCAGAAACCUGGCCCUGGGUGUCCUGGCGCUCAGCUCCAGAUUGUUCAACGGGACGUCAUUCAGCGCCUUCUUCCCUCCUAACUCCACCGACCCCCAGAUCGAGUUCAACCGGACGUCCAACCCGUUGGCUCAGGUCACGCUUCCCGCCUCCCUGCUGUCCGGAGUCUCUGCGGACGCUUUCAGCCGGUCGUCUCUGUCCAGGAUCAACUUCAUGUUCUUCAGCAGACCGAGCCUCUUCAUGAAAGAGCAGAAAGGUUUGUCUCUGAACAGUUAUGUGGUGGCCAGCAGCGUCGGGAACCUUUCCAUCACGGACCUGCAGGAUCCGGUGAAGAUCGAGAUCACCCACCUGUCUGAUCAGGCGUCGUCGCGUAGGGAGUGCGUUUUCUGGGACUUCAGCAUGAACAGGGGCGACGGAGGCUGGAAUAAACGCGGCUGCAGCGUUUCUAAAGAGUCGACCUCCAGUAGAACCGUCUGCCUCUGCAACCACCUGACCCACUUCGGCAUCCUGAUGGACAUUUCCCAGACUUCCUUUAUAAUCGAUGCAGAGAACAAGAAGGUCCUGACGUUCCUUUCCUACAUUGGCUGCGGCAUCUCGGCCAUCUGCUCGGCCGCCACGUUGCUCACCUACAUCGCCUUCGAGAAACUGCGACGGGAUUAUCCGUCUAAGAUCCUGAUGAACCUGAGCACGUCGCUGUUGUUCCUCAACAUCGUGUUCCUGUUGGACGGCUGGCUCGCCAGUAUGGUCCACAGCGAGGGACUGUGCAUAUCUGCAGCCGUCCUGUUGCACUACUUCCUGCUGACGUCCUUCACCUGGAUGGGCCUGGAGUCGGUGCACAUGUACAUCGCUCUGGUCAAAGUCUUCAACACCUACAUACGCAGAUACAUCCUCAAGUUCUGCAUCGUGGGAUGGGGUUUACCUGCAGUGCUGGUGGGAAUCGUUGUCACGGUGAAUAAAAACUAUUACGGCGUCUUGAAGGACCACACCGACGAAUCAGCAACGAUGUGUUGGAUCAAGGAGAAGAGUGUUUUCUACUCAACCUGUGUUGGUUAUUUCUGCCUGAUGUUCCUACUCAACGUGGCCAUGUUCAUCGUGGUGAUGAUGCAGAUCUGCGGCCGCAACGGCAAACGCACCAACCGCACCCUGCGAGAAGAGAUUCUGCGGAACCUGCGGAGCGUUGUGAGCCUCACCUUCCUGCUCGGGAUGACAUGGGGCUUCGCUCUGUUCGCCUGGGGGCCCGUCUACCUGACCUUCACCUACCUGUUCACCAUCUUCAACUCCCUGCAAGGUCUCUUCAUAUUUAUCUUCCAUUGCGCUCUGAAGGAAAACGUGCAGAAGCAGUGGAGACGUUACCUCUGCUGUGGCCCCUACAGGCUCUCAGAGAACUCAGACUGGAGUAAGACGGCCACCAACAACACGAAGAAGGUGAGCUCAGACAACCUGGCCAAGUCGCUGUCCUCCAGUUCCUUCGGCUCCAGCACCAGCAACUGGACCUCCAAGGCCAAAGCCACGCUGACACCGUUCUCCAAGCGAAACAGGAACACAGACAAAUGUUUCUCCAACCAGACCAGCCCCAAGUGCGUCUCCUCUUCCUCUUCCUCCUCAGAUGUGGAGCCCAACUCCUCUUCCUCCUCCUCCUCCUCCAUCCUCCCUGUCAGUCAGAUGAUUGACAAGGUGAGAGAUUACUGCUCCACUCGCACCGACAACUUCUACAAAAACAUCAUCAUGUCCGACAGUUUUGCCAACUGCACCCGGCUCUAGAGCUGCAUCUCCAGGUUCUGGAAGACCUUUUCUCUUUGUAAAUAUUCACGACCCGCUUUCAGCCUGGGAUGCGUCUCAUUCUGGAACAUCUUCAGGCGUUUAAGGUUUUUCUGUUGUUGCCACCCAGAGGAGAUUGUUUUCAGUUUCAUGGAGCUUGGGGAAUCUUUGCAGAUCUGACCGAGAACGUCUUCUGGAACGUUUCCUUUUCCACCCGGGAAAAUGGAUCAGUCUUUCCGCCGUCCUGUAACGCUCCUACAGUCUUAAGGAACAUGUUUUAUUUUAUUGUUUUCUUGUGUUAUAUGUGUUACUUUGGUAUUGUAUAAGUAGUUGGAGUUUUACAGUGUGGAAAUCAUUUAGGUCGAGAAAUUUGUUCAAGCUCAACUCAUUAAAACAAAAUCAGUGACAUUAAAAUCUAGUCCUGUCCUCAAGAUUUCUAUAAAUUAUAACAGAAUCAGUACUGAUCAAUAAUCAAUAAUUCCAGCUUCACUGCAACCCAGAAGAUUUUCUGAUGAGCAGAACAAAAUGUCUCAUGGGCAGAGAAACGACUGGUUGUUGCAAAAUAGAUUAUUAAAAAUUAUAACUUUGCACACAACUGCAAACCCUAAGAAACAAAAAUAAAGUUUUUCAAAAUGCUCAGUGGUUUUGCAUGGAGGGUCUUUCCUGGUGGUUAUUGGUGGUGGACUUCAAACUUAAUAUAUAUUUACAUAAAUCUAACUGAGAUGAGACUGAGAACAUGAAUUAUGAAAAUAUAUCUAGACCUCAAUUAGUCAUGUCCAUUUAGACAUUCUUCACUUACAUUAUCAAUAAAAGAUUAUAAAUCAUAUUGUCAGAAGAAACAACAAUCCUGCAGCAGCUUCACUGAUUUAAACCACAUUCUGAACAUGUAAGAUAUUUUGUUAUGGUGUCGUUUGUAAAGCAACACUGUCAAAAACGAACAGCAACAAUUUGGUUUAUAAAACUGGAGAAAAAAAUGAUUUCAUUCACAUGUUCACUGUUUAAAACUAAACAUUUAAUUAGAACACUAAAUAUUUAGUCAAACAACUAAAUAUGUAAAUCCCAACAAAAUGUUCAGCAAGCUAAGUAUUUAGCUUUAAGUAUUUACUAAACAGGCUAAGUAGUUAGCUUCUAAAUAAAUAUGUAUCUUGCUGAUUAAGUAUUUAACUUCAGACUAAGCAUUUAGUUUUGGAGGUAAAAGCUUCGUUAGACUGAGUGAUGAGUAGAAGUGGACUAAUAAUUUCACAAGCCUUCAUGUCACUUUAUUAUGUUUUCUUCUUGUUCUUAUUCAACAUUUCACCUUAAAACAAAUAAGCCACAUUAAGUUCACUGAUUGUUCUAGAGGUUCACAAGACCCAGCUUUUAUUUUGAUAUUCCAUAUAUCAGCUGAAUAUUUAGCUGUGCUAACCAGAUAGCAUGUAAACAACUAGCUAAUAGAGAGAAGGCUAAAUAUUAAACCACCUGUGAGCUAAAUAUUUAGUGUGACUUUAAAUAUGUUGAUGGUAAACUGAAUAUCUAACUCGGUAUAUUUGAUUUGAAGCUGUGACAUUUAUAAAUGAAUGCAUAACAUGAUGAAAUUAUUUAUUGACUAAAUAACCCAAAAUAUUGCUGGUCAUUUUUGACUGCAUGUGUUUUACUAUUGCAGCUAUAAUACAAAAAACUUUUCUGUAUUUCCUGAGUGGUUGAGAGCUAAGCAGUGGUUAAUAUGGUGACAUAUUUACGUAUUGUAUAAAUUAUUUUCUGUUUUCAAGUGUUAUGGAAACAUCUGGCAGUGACCACACAAUGCCUCCUGGAUGUCAUGAAACUGAAUUCAUUCAGCAUUGAGGCUCUGCUGCUGCUCAAGCAGACAAAAUCCUUUUCCAAUUAAAUGCUACUCAUCACUUUAAUCAUCUGUUUCUACACACAGAAUAAGCUAUAAAGAGCAAAACAUUGCAACAGUUUGAUUUAGCUUCUGCCUGCAGCAUGCAGCUCCAAUUGCACAGAAUACUUUGGAUCAAUCUUGCUUACUGAAUUAGAACCAAAUAAUAUUUUGCAGACUCUGCAGAACACAAAAUCCCUUCUGGAAUCAGUUUGAGACAUGUCAAGUCACAGGAACAAACCUUAGGUUAAAAAUGACCCAUAAAACCACCCAGUUUUUCACAUCCACGCGUCUCCAGGAUGAUGAGGUGCUUCAGUUUGGAGCUACACGGUGGUCAGAGACGCUGAUGCGAUUCUACUGUAUCAUAUAACCGCCGGACUGUAAAAAAAGGGAAAGAGUCGGAGUCGGGUCGGAGAAAAAUGGGCUGUUAUGUUCUGUUGUCUUUUUUAAUACUGUGAUGUUUGUGGAGCCAUGUCCUCUGUAAAUAGUUAUCUCUCUGUUCGAUGUGCCUCUUUCUGUGGCCAUGAGAUCUGUGGAUGCAGAAACGCUGCAGGCCGGAUCGUUGUGAAGCUCCGAGCGCACAGGAGAGCGGAUGAGACGGGAAAGACCAAACAGAUUUUCUCUGCAUCAUAAAGCUUAGCAUCACGUUUGGUUCAGAUUAGAUUUUUGUGUUUUUAGGAAACUGAUCUGUGUUUUGCAUCUUUGAUUUCUCUCUGCAGCUGUUUGGGAGAAGAUUAAAUAAACACACUUCCUUGUUACAUAAGCAGACUUUUUUCACCUUAAUGCUGCUUCAUUUUACAUUUGAGAAAUGCAAAAAGAAACUCGACCAACCGCAGAUGGAGGCUCAAUCAGUUUUUCCUGCCAGGUUAGUUUUAAGUCUGGCAGCUUGAACAUGGAAAGAAACAUUUUAGGGUGAAAAACGGUGAUGUCUCUGCUCUAAAGUCUAAAAAAUGAGUUAUCAAUGGGGAGUUUUCCACAGAGCUGCACAUAAAAGCUCUUUUUCUUGUCAUUUUCAGUGUCUAUGAGGCAGAAGGAAUAAAUAAACUCAAUUAAUCAGGAA